UCGCGUUGAGCGGAAGUCUAGUCGUCAAAAAGCAAUUAUCGCAAAUAUUUAUUUUUAUCAAAAUAAAAUUUUUGAAAAUUCAUAAAUUAAACUUAAAAAAAAUGCGCAAAAAGUACAGAAUAACAAAAUUAGUGCUUCUAUUUUUUACCGCGCUCGUUUUCUUCUCUAGAAGCAAUUAUUUAUCCAGAAUAACAGCGAAAGAAUUGUUUGUGCGGAAUUAUAACGUUGGAGUGCUGAUGGCAUCCCAUUUAGACAGCCCGUUUGACCUAGAACGAUGUGGACCUGCUGUUGAUUUAGCACUCGCAGAAGUUAAUGAAUUUUUAAUUAUACAUAAUGUUCAAUUACAGAAAGUGCAAGCUAGUUAUCCAUCGUGUAGUGGUGCAAGAGCACCAGGAUUAGCGGCAGACAUGCAUUUUCAUGAUAACGUUAUCGCAUUUAUCGGUCCAGCGUGUGCUUUUGCAUUAGAACCUGUUGCAAGGCUCGCGGCUUAUUGGAACACGCCAAUAAUUACUGGAAUGGGCGAUCAGCCGCCGUCAGAAGGCGAACUCUCGGUAACAUCCGGUAUCCUUGGUAGACUUCACAAGUGGAAAAAUGAGAGCUCUGGGAUUUUUAAAGAUAAAAGUAAAUAUCCAACUCUAACAAGAAUGUCUUAUUGCCAAUGUCGCUUGCGAUUAGUAUUCUCAAGUAUCUUCAAGGAAUUCGGAUGGUCACACGUCGCAUUGAUCCUCGACAAAUCUGAUUUGUUUUCAUUAACCGUAGGAAAGAAUUUGGAGUACGGAUUACGGAAAGAUGGCUUGUUGAAAUUUGUUCGAGAACUCGAUGGUAAUGCGCAUGAUGAUUCUUAUCAUUUGUAUCUUCGCGAUGCGAGUAUGUAUGCAAGAGUUGUAAUUCUGAGCGUACGAGGAACCCUUGUUAGAAGAUUCAUGCUAGCAGCCCAUGCAUUAGGAAUGACACGCGGUGAUUGGACAUUUUUGGACGUAGAAAUAAUUCAGGGAUCAUAUUGGGGCGAUCAUGACUGGGAAAUAGGUGACGUAGAAGAUGCGGCGGCACGAAAAGCUUACGAAGCUCUUUUAAGAGUUUCUUUACUUCAGCCAACUUCUCCCCGGUUCCAAGACUUUGCAGAAGACGUCCGGAUUCGCGCGCAAACAAAUUACAAUUACACAUUUUCCGACGGCGAGGAAGUUAAUUUUUUCAUCGGAGCUUUUUACGACGGAGUUUACUUGCUCGGAAUGGCGCUCAAUGAAACUCUAUCUGAGGGAGGGAAUAUCCUUGACGGACUCGCGAUGACGAAGAGAAUGUGGGGUAGAGAUUUUAUGGGAAUUACUGGGCACGUCAGGAUUGAUGAAGACGGCGAUCGAGACGCUGAUUACAGCAUUCUUGAUCUCGAUCCUAUUACCGGAAGAUUUGAAGUGGUCGCGCAUUACUUGGGAUUAAAUAGGGAGUACAACCAAGUGUCCGGAAAAAAAAUCCACUGGCCGGGUGGCCGCGAAGGACCACCCGCGGAUAUUCCUGAGUGUGGAUUCCUCGGAAAUGAUCCGGCUUGUGCGCUUAAAACAGACGCGUAUACUCUAAUCCUCUACUCAAGUUUCGCGCUAGGUGUGUUUUUAUUCGCGGUUUCCACUGCGGCUUGCUUGCUUUACCGACACCUACGCCUUUCGGCUGACUUGAAUAACAUGUCCUGGAGAAUCAGACCCGAGGAACUGCUACUGGAAGUCAGUAAGACUUUUUCUUCUAAAAUUAAUCUUCAUCAGGCUAUGGCGGAGGCUAAUAAUUUUGGAUUGGAACAAAAAAGACGAGGCUCGCAAUUGAGUGGAGAUUCAUUAGCGCCUACUAGUAUGUUUACCAGUGUCGGAAUUUACAAAGGCGAAAGGGUUGCUAUAAAAAAAGUGACUAAAAAAAAAGUUGUUGACGUAACAAAAAAAUUACUAUGGGAAAUUAAACAAGUACGCGAUGUUACUUCUGAAAAUACUGUCAGAUUUAUUGGAGCAUGUCUCUGUUCACCAUCCCCUACAGUAUUAAUACUAACAGAGUACUGUCCCAAAGGAUCGCUUAAAGACGUCCUGAAUAAUGAUGCGAUAAAACUUGACUGGAAUUUCCGAAUGUCGUUAAUUCACGAUAUCGUUAAAGGAAUGGAUUAUUUACAUGCGAGUGAAGUAAAUGCUCACGGCAAAUUGCGGUCGUGCAAUUGUUUAAUCGACGGACGUUUUGUUCUUAAAAUAUCUGACUUUGGUCUUAAGACUCUGACCACUCCAGCGGAAUUAAUUAUUGAUGAUAAUUAUUACACAAAAUUAUUAUGGAUUGCACCCGAAUUAUUACCACAAACAGUAUUACCAGGUAGUGCUGCUACGCAAAAAGGUGAUGUUUACAGUUUUGCUAUUAUAUUAGAAGAAAUAAUAUUACGUGGUGGACCUUAUGAAGUUGCUAAGAGUAAUAUGUCAUCACAAGAAAUUGUAAAUAGAGUAUCUUCUGGAGAAAAUCCUUGCUUUCGUCCAGAAGUCCAGCCAAAGGAUUGUCCUCCAGAUAUUCUGUGCCUAAUGGAACGCUGCUGGAGUGAAAUAAGCGAGGACCGUCCAACUUUCCAAACAAUCCGCGGAAUAAUUCGCGGGAUUAUGAAAGGAUACUGUGAAAAUUUGAUGGAUGAUUUGUUACGACGUAUGGAACAGUAUGCCAAUAAUUUAGAGGCAUUAGUUGAAGAAAAAACUGAGCAAUUAACUUUGGAAAAACGUCGAAGUGAAGAAUUGUUGUAUCAAGUAUUACCAAGACAAGUAGCUGGUCAACUAAUGGCAGGAGAACUGGUUCAACCCGAACAAUUCGAGUCAGUGACAAUUUACUUCAGCGACAUAGUAGGUUUCACAGCUCUGUGCGCCCAGAGCACGGCAAUGCAAGUAGUAGACUUUCUGAACGAUCUCUACAGCACAUUCGACCGCAUAAUAGGUUUCUACGACGUCUACAAAGUAGAGACAAUCGGCGACGCUUAUAUGGUAGUCUCAGGACUGCCUCAGAGAAACGGAGACGAGCACGCCAAGGAGAUAGGGCUGAUGGCUCUCGCCAUCCUAGACGCUGUAAAGUCCUUCAAAAUCGGACACAGACAGGACUCUCAACUAAGUGUCAGAAUUGGAGCUCACAGCGGUCCAGUUUGUGCUGGAGUCGUUGGCCAGAAGAUGCCUCACUACUGUCUAUUUGGUGACACUGUCAAUACUGCUUCCCGCAUGGAGUCUUCCGGCCUACCUUUAAAAAUUCACGUAUCAGAGACGACAAAAAAUAUUUUGGACAAGUUCGGUACAUUUGAACUUGAACUCCGCGGCGAAGUUGAACUGAAAGGCAAGGGCACAGUGACCUCUUUUUGGUUGAACGGUUGCACAACUCCAGAUCCUCGGUUAUCAUCACCGAAGUUACGGAAGCACAGUACCAGUCCUCCGGACAACGGACAAUGCACGACUUUGAAUCCUUUGAUUUUUCCUCAAAAUAUUUUAAACGCCAAAAACUCAAAUAAUACUUUUAUUAAUUUGUCUGAACUCUAA
Molecule: messenger RNA, 3521 nt
Organism: Cotesia glomerata
Lineage: Eukaryota; Metazoa; Arthropoda; Insecta; Hymenoptera; Braconidae
Product: atrial natriuretic peptide receptor 1
Exons: 16
Coding region: 102-3521 (1139 amino acids)
Biological process (GO): cGMP biosynthetic process; intracellular signal transduction; protein phosphorylation
Cellular component (GO): membrane
Molecular function (GO): protein kinase activity; peptide receptor activity; guanylate cyclase activity
Source: RefSeq, a predicted model, not a curated record